AAGUCACCACCGACCCAAAAAUUUCGAAUCGUGUAAUUUGAAGCCUCCGUUGAACUUGUCUUAAAUAUUUAUUAGAAAAAAAAAUAAAAAAAAUAAAAAUAUGGGGAAAAAUACAUAAUAAUAAAACCAAAGGAAAACUCUUUGGUUCAUGCUCCUUUCGACGACACCCUCUUUAGUAUUUUUUUUUUCUUUCUCUUUCUAUUUGGUUAGAUUCAGAUCAUCGUUGCCUUCCUCUUCUCAACAACCCUAUUUCUUCUUCUUCUUUGUCUGAAAAGAAAUCACCAUUGUUUCAUCGUAAUUAUAAUAUUUUCCCCUUUUUUGUUUUAUUUUUCCCUUAAUCUCAAUCCCUGCUUUCAGAAUAAAAAUUAUUCCCAUAUAGCUUAUACACCCAUAUCUCUUUACCUUUGCUUCUCGCUUUUUUUCGGCCUCUCUCUGUUUAUAAUCCUUCCUCUUGUUAGUAUAUUUCUGUCAUGGGUUUUAAUGCAGGUUUGUUUAUGAAGAUAUGUACGUAAAUUUUUCCUUUUUUUGCUUCUUUUGAUUGAACAUGCAGUGAGGGGGAUACGUGUUCAAGGGGUUAUUGAGUUGAGAUUGAAACAAGAGAAAGGUGAAAGGAAAGAGAGAUGGCGAAUCAGGUCGUCAAAGUGAAGAGAGAAGCGAUUGCGGCAUGCAUGACUUGCCCUCUUUGCAAUAAGCUUCUUAGAGAUGCCACCACCAUAUCUGAAUGUCUUCACACGUUUUGCAGAAAGUGCAUAUAUGAUAAGAUAGAAGAGGAAGAACUAGAAUGCUGUCCGAUAUGCAACAUCGAUUUGGGUUGUGUCCCUCUGGAGAAAUUAAGGCCAGACCAUAAUUUGCAAGAUGUGCGGGCCAAAAUCUUCCCUCUUAAAAGAAGAAAAGUUAAGGCACCUGAAGUUGUACCCCCAGUUACAGUCCCAACUAGAAGAAAGGAGAGAUCACUCUCUUCGUUGGUGGUUAAUGCCCCCAAAGUAUCAUCACAAACUACCAUGACUGGGAGGAGAACAAAAGCUUUUACCAGAAAGGCUGGUGCUUCGCGACAUUCCAGUUUUCCAAUAGAGAAGCCUGUUAAAGGAGAUGAAGGCUCUAUGGAGGAUCACCAGGAGAUUGCAAGCUCACCUGAGACACUAAAUAAAUUCACUCAGAAUAAAAGACAGUGUACUUCUUCUGCCGAACAUAUCCAAAACAUAAAUAAAGAAGCAGAGAAUGGCGGCAAAGCAUGGGAUGGGAAAUUGGACCUUUGGAAACCUUUGAAUUGUUUAGUGGAGGUUGCAAAUAGGACCAAGUCCUUCAAGUCCAAUUCUCAAGGCUCUGAUUCUAAGUUAGAACCUUCCUGUGUGCCCUCCAUUGAAGCUCAUACGUGCAAAAGCAAACAUAGAGAAGAUAAAUGCAAAACAAAACUUGAGGAUGAAAGGACUAGUGCUGGUCCUGCAACUUCAGAAACUGUAACACCUAAAAAGCUGCGCAGAGUCAGUCGAAAAAGGGCUUCUGGUUUUGGGGAUUCUGGCAUCUCCCCGCAGGCAGUGCUAGAUGCUGCUGGUCCAAAGCAUGAAAGAAGAAUUGGUCCUGUUUGGUUCUCAUUAGUGGCCUCUGAAGAUCAGGAAGGAGAUGCUCCCCUCCCUCAAAUUUCUGCACAUUACUUGAGGAUAAAGGAUGGAAAUAUACCUGUUUCUUUUAUUCAAAAAUAUCUGAAGAAGAAACUGGACCUCACUGAUGAAGCUGAGGUUGAGAUAAAAUGCAUGGGGCAGCCUGUAGUUCCAACACUGCAAUUGUAUAAUUUAGUUGAUUUGUGGCUACAAACAGCAGCAACAUCACAGCAAGUACCGGCCACCAUUGGUUCAUCUGCCAAGGAAUUCGUCAUGGUGUUGGCGUAUGCACGAAAAGCCCCAGAUGAGUAAUAAUGCUUUCUUUAUUUCAUUCUUUUCCCCACCACAAUCAAUAAUCUCUCUCUCUAUAUAUAUAUAAAAUAUAUUGGAAUUUCAUUGGUGAUAGAGUAGGACAUUUUGAUCCUCUGGCAUGUAUUUUCUUCUACAUAAACAUAUGUAUUUAGUGAGAUUGGUUCUUCUACAAUAUAGUUUCUUAGAGCACCGUAUGUGGCCAAGUAAUGGGAUUUGCUAUGUUAAAACAUCAUUGUCAUCCAACUUGCCACCCAUUAGUGUUACAAUUGCUUCAUCUUCCUUUUUGACUGUCUUCAAUUUAUCAGUUUGAUGUAAAAUUUUCAUCAUCGUUUUCCACA
This is a messenger RNA of Gossypium arboreum, 2248 nucleotides long. Its product is annotated as E3 ubiquitin protein ligase DRIP2. The record is from RefSeq and is a predicted model, not a curated record. The coding region runs from base 621 to 1910 and encodes 429 amino acids. The transcript has 7 exons. Gene Ontology annotation, molecular function: ubiquitin-protein transferase activity. NCBI's taxonomy places the organism in Eukaryota, Viridiplantae, Streptophyta, Magnoliopsida, Malvales, Malvaceae.